Molecule: messenger RNA, 1606 nt
Organism: Serpula lacrymans var. lacrymans S7.9
Lineage: Eukaryota; Fungi; Basidiomycota; Agaricomycetes; Boletales; Serpulaceae
Exons: 6
Coding region: 128-1504 (458 amino acids)
Biological process (GO): biosynthetic process
Molecular function (GO): pyridoxal phosphate binding
Source: RefSeq, a predicted model, not a curated record
GAUCAUGUCCGAAUCAGAAUUUAGAAUAUCGCUCACAGGAUCUUUCCAGUGAAGAGAAAACGAACUUUACACUACAGACAAUAUCCCAUUUCCAAAUUCUGAUAAUCUCAGCCUGUCCACCGAAUCUAUGUCGCCCGGUAGUCUGGCUUUUCGGCUGUCCCGCAGUGUUCUGAGCACCAUUUCACCGCCAAUUCCGCAAGCCAGAAAAUGGGCAACAAUGUAUGUCCCAAAGGCUGGGAGACCUCUUCUAGACAUGUCGCAAGGUGUCCCAGGCGUACCGCCUCCAAAAAUCCUUCUAGACGCACUUUCAAAGGCGUCUUUGUCUCCAGAUGCUUGUGGUUAUUGCCCUCCAACCGGAGAGCCGUCUCUCAGGCAUGCAAUGGCGCAGGAAAUGAAGACGGUCUAUGGACAGGCUGCAGAUAUCACAUCCGAUGACAUUGCCAUUACUUCGGGUUGUAACAUGGCUUUUAUCGCCACUGUCAUGUGCUUGGCUGAUGCUGGAGACGAAAUAAUCCUUCCUGUCCCUUGGUACUUCAACCACCAAAUGAGUCUGAACCUAUUGGGAAUCAAGGCAGUGCCCUUGCUAACUUGUACGGAAGAAGGAUUCACGCCUUCUCCUCAUACGUGCGCCAGUCUUAUAUCAUCCAAAACCAGAGCCAUUGCUCUUGUGACGCCUAAUAAUCCAACAGGAGCCAUUUAUUCACCUGCACUGAUCGCGUCCUUCGCCGACCUUGCUAAGCAGCACAACCUAGCUCUCAUCGUUGAUGAAACCUAUCGCGAUUUCAUCAAUCCCGGCCCACCCCAUUCUUUGUUCUCGCCCUUACCGCCCAAACCAUACCAUGGUGCACACCUAACAAAAUCCUGGCGCGAAACUUUCGUUCACCUUUUCUCCUUCUCUAAAUCAUACUGCAUACCCGGCCAUCGCCUUGGCCUGAUCGCUGCAUCGCCCACACUCCUGAGACACAUCACCACCACCCUCGAUUGCCUCCAAAUUUGUCCUCCACGACCCCCUCAGCUUGCGUUUGCAUCCCCUUCUUUGUUACCUUCUCUGAGACCAUCGAUCCUUGCCAAUGCGACAGCUCUAGUGGAGCGGCACAGACUAUUCCGAGAGCUCCUCCCCGAGAAGUGGAUCAUUGGCGCUCAAGGCGGGUACUUUGCCUUCGUCAAACAUCCUUUCAUGGGCGUUAGCGCUUAUGACGUGUGCGCUCGUCUUGCAACCGAGGUCGGGGUGUUAACCCUACCGAUGCAAUUCUUCUGCGAUGAAGACAUGGAGGUGGGAGGUGAAGGAGGGGAGGUGAAGGGAGAUUGGGAGAGGUGGAUAAGGUUUUCUGUCGCGAAUGUGGAUGAUGAGAAGGUGCGGAGGGUGUGUGAGAGAUUGAAAGAGUGCGAGGAGACAAAAAGGCGCAACUUGAAGUCAUUCACCCGAGACUCUCCCGACACUCUGUUUCCAAGAGUAAACUGGCUUAUAGAGUUGGGUCAACCGUUUGCUCAAAAGGGUCAUUAGUGACUCGGAAGUACAUUGGGAAGUACAUAUUAACAUGUUCAGAUUACAUUCUUUGGGUUGUGUUGGCCAAUCCAGCUUGACACCGGAAUCGAUGAUCCUAAA